AAAAGCCUAUAUACUUCAACUCAACCCUAACCUAACAAAUGUUUGGAGUUCUCUCAAACAAAGACUUCGUAACCCAGAAAAUGCGGAAUCCUUAGAGCAUAGGUCACGUUUGGAGUUGACGAAGCCAUCACCAGUUCCACCACGACCAGUCUUCUUCAUAACAAUCUGAACUCUUGCAGUUGCAACCACUGAACGAAUCUCCGAACCCUAGCUUGUACUUUUUCCCUUUUCAACUCAGGUAAAUUCAUCUUUUGAUUUUCUUAGUUUCGGUUUGACGUUUUUGUUUUUUAUAUCUAUUAUUGAGCCUAGUUAGUUGCUGAGUUAAUUCAAUUGGUAGGGUUUUUACUGAUUUUAAGUUAGAUUGAUUAUAAACUUAGGUAUUUUUGUGAACAAGGUGCUUGUUGAAAUGCCACAAUGAGUUUACUUAUGUUGAUUUUGAGUAUAACUUGUUUAUACUUUCCUUCCACAAUCCAUUUUGAACCAUUGUUUUCAGUGUUGUUAAAUAGCUUCUAUUAUCACGAAGAAAAUUACCGGUUUCUCGUUUUCAGUUUAACCUGCGCAUCGCAAGCUUCUCUACAGUGUUUCCGAAGAUGACAUGAAAAUAUUUUGGCAACUCAUAGUGCAGAGGAGGCUUCUUGUUGUCCAGCUUUUCCACUUUAGCUGGGUUGUUUGCUUGAUGUGUUGGUGCAGGAACCAGAGCAUCCGCACAUGUGUUUUUUCUUUCUACUUCUGAAAUGCCGUCGGCAAUUUGCUAUACGUUGUGUGAAUUAUCUAUCAUCUGUCAACUAUGUUUGCAUCACACCUGUUCAAGAUUCUUAAUUGGAGAUUCAAACUCGAGCAUACUGUGGCACUCAUUUUCUCCUGAAUCUGCGAGGUGGUGGGGUCAUUGGGGUGGUUGGGUGUGCUGGUUCUAAUCAGCUUGUUUGGGUUUGUUUUUUACGAGCCUAUGGCUUGCAGCUCUGGGUUAAAUGACAACUAUACUACGAGCCUAUGGCUUUCAUGAUUCCUUCAUUGGGCAUGAAAUAUAGACGUUAUCUUUAUUAUGCUCAAGUGUGGUUGUGAUUUAAUGAUGUGAGUAGAAAUGAACAUAGCACUUGAAUUUAUUUUUUAAAAUGUUCUUGACUUCUAUUUUGGUCUUCUUUAUCAUGUUGGUGGUAAAUAUAUGCAUCUGAAUACAACUCUACUUUGGUCUUCUUUAUCUAUGAUUUUCCAGGCGUGUAGCAUUACAAGCUACAAAAAUCGGUUCUUUUGUAUUUUUUAGACUUUAGAAUCAAUUGUUUUGGAAUGCUGUUUAUAGCAGUGAGCUUGCUAGCUUUUUUUUUACUUCAGGGUAAUAAUGCAAGUGGCGUAGAGGCGUUGACACAAACUUUUGGUAUAUCUGGUAUCAUUGUUGGUUCUGAUGUUUUGUCAAAGAGGCUCUUUCGAGAUAAAUAGUAGCUUUGAUGAAUGUAGAAGGAAUCAUUAGGGAACAUGUCGCAAGCCAUCUCCAGAUUACAUGUUCUUUACAAAUCUGCUGCUGCUAAAGGAGCUGCUGGAUGUUGGGUUUUAUAGUUAUUCAUGUGGUAUGGCUGAGUUCAUGGUAAAAGAUGAGGUCAGAAAAAGUUUCUAUAAGAAUCCUGGAAUUGCUGCUGGACUUGUAAGAAUGCAUUUUCAUGAUUCCUUUAUCAGAGGGUGUGAUGCGUCGGUACUUCUUGAUUCGACUUCCUCAAACACUACAGAGACAGACUCUCCAGCCAAUAAACCGAUUCUUAGAGGGUUUGAAGUUAUUGAUAAUGCCAAAGCUAAACUUGAAGAAGCAUGCAAAGGAAUUGUUUCAUGCGCCGACAUAGUUGCAUUUGCAGCAAGAGACAGUGUAGAGUUGGCUGGAGGACUUGGCUAUGAUGUUCCUGCAGGAAGAAGAGAUGGAAAAAUAUCACUAGCUUCUGAUACAGAUCAGAUUUACCUCCUCCAACUUUCAAUGUUAACCAACUCACUCAACUCUUUGCAACACACAUUAUUUAUGGUAAGUUAAUGUUUUCCUCCUCAUCAAUUUGGUAGAAAAGCAGGUAUCAAAUCAUCUGGAGGGAGUUCCAUACUAUGGCCCAACAACUGAUUUUUCUGCCAAUGAGAUAACCAACAGACUAGUGGGGAACAAGAGAACUAAUUCUGAUUCCUCUUUCAUUGCUUCUUCUAGAGAUGCCUUCCAAUUGGGCCCUGAUUCAUUUCAAAACUCACAUUUGAUGAAGGUUACUUUCAAUUAUCAUCACUUCAUUAUUAUUAUAUUAUUAUUCACACUUGAUGUCUAAGUCGUGGUUUCGGACAGGUUC
Vicia villosa (hairy vetch) is the source of this 2306-nucleotide messenger RNA. RefSeq names its product peroxidase 5-like. The transcript is spliced from 6 exons. Lineage: Eukaryota; Viridiplantae; Streptophyta; Magnoliopsida; Fabales; Fabaceae. Gene Ontology annotation, biological process: response to oxidative stress. The record is from RefSeq and is a predicted model, not a curated record. Gene Ontology annotation, cellular component: plant-type cell wall; plasmodesma. Gene Ontology annotation, molecular function: heme binding; peroxidase activity. Bases 1496 to 2011 code for a protein of 171 amino acids.